AUGGACGAUGCUGUGCGGACUGCUGGUGCUGGCCCUAGCACUGCGCGGUGGGGCCGCCGCUCGACUCUCCUUCUGACGUGGUCGCUGGCCGAGUUCGUGACCAUCUUGGUGUACGCCUUCGCCGGCCGGCUCUGGGGCUUCGUCGUCGCCGGCGUGCUCCUUGCGCUCGUGUUCAUCUUCACGUGCUACUACCUGCGGCGCUCGAGGGGGUCGGAGGAGUCAACGGUGGGGCAGCAGCCUGCUGAGCCACGACCGCACCAGCUGCAGGCCAACGGCGGCGUUGGCCUCAGCCAGGGGGACAUCAAGGCCAUCCCGGCGUUCGAGUACCGCGCGGCGGACGGCGGCGGCUCAGGGCCGUCGUCGUCGUCCUCCGCGGAGGAGUGCGCGGUGUGCAUCAGCGUCUUGCGGGACGGGGAGACGGUGAGGAGGCUGCCGGCGUGCGGCCACGCGUUCCAUGCGCUGUGCAUCAACGGGUGGCUGCGUGGGCACGCCACCUGCCCGAUCUGCCGUGCCGGCAUCAAGGUCGUCGCCGGCGAUGACGGCGAGCCAUCCCCAGUGGCGGCGGCUGUGUAG
Molecule: messenger RNA, 573 nt
Organism: Miscanthus lutarioriparius
Lineage: Eukaryota; Viridiplantae; Streptophyta; Magnoliopsida; Poales; Poaceae
Source: the annotation of a GenBank genome assembly